GCGGGCAGGGGCCCGGGGGCCGGGGCCUGGAGGAUAGGCGAGGCAGCGGCGAGUGCGGGGCCGGCGGUCGGGGAGGGCGGUGCCAUGGGGUCGCGGAGGGCCCCCAGCCGGGGCUGGGGCGCGGGUGGGCGGUCGGGGGCGGGGGGCGACGGUGAGGACGACGGCCCCGUGUGGAUCCCCAGCCCAGCCAGCCGGAGCUACCUGCUCAGCGUGCGGCCCGAGACCAGCUUAUCAAGCAACCGGUUGUCUCACCCCAGCUCUGGAAGGAGCACCUUCUGCUCCAUCAUUGCUCAGCUCACAGAGGAGACCCAGCCGCUAUUUGAGACCACGCUCAAGUCCCGGUCUGUGUCCGAGGACAGCGACGUCAGGUUCACCUGCAUCGUCACAGGAUACCCAGAGCCAGAGGUGACCUGGUACAAGGAUGAUACGGAGCUGGACCGCUACUGUGGCUUGCCAAAAUAUGAGAUCACUCAUCAGGGCAACCGCCACACACUGCAGCUGUACAGGAGGGGAGAGGUGGCACCUCCCGCUCCUACCUCUAGGUGUCGAGAAGAAGAUGCCGCCAUCUACCAGGCCUCUGCCCAGAACAGCAAGGGCAUUGUGUCCUGCUCAGGGGUCCUGGAGGUGGGCACCAUGACCGAGUACAAGAUCCACCAGCGCUGGUUCGCCAAGUUGAAGCGCAAGGCUGCGGCAAAGCUGCGCGAGAUCGAGCAGAGCUGGAAGCACGAGAAGGCGGUGCCUGGGGAGGCCGACACUCUGCGCAAGCUCAGCCCCGACCGCUUCCAGCGAAAGCGGCGAUUGAGCGGGGCUCAAGCGCCGGGCCCCUCGGUCCCUACCAGGGAGCCUGAGGGUGGGACCCUGGCGGCUUGGCAGGAGGGAGAGACUGAGACUGCUCAGCACUCAGGUUUGGGCCUGAUCAACAGUUUUGCUUCUGGAGAAGUGACCACCAACGGGGAGGCUGCCCCCGAGAAUGGAGAGGACGGAGAGCAUGGCUUGCUGACAUACAUCUGUGACGCCAUGGAGCUGGGGCCUCAGAGAGCCCUCAAAGAGGAGAGUGGGGCCAAGAAGAAAAAGAAAGAUGAGGAAUCCAAGCAAGGCCUGCGGAAGCUAGAGUUAGAGAAGGCAGCCCAAAGCCGCCGUUCUUCAGAAAACUGCAUCCCCAGCUCAGACGAGCCUGACUCCUGUGGGACUCAGGGGCCCGUGGGCGUGGAGCAGGUUCAGACCCAGCCCAGAGGCAGGGCUGCACGGGGGCCUGGGUCCUCUGGCACAGAUAGUACCAGGAAGCCAGCCUCUGCUGUGGGCACUCCAGACAAGGCCCAGAAGGCCCCUGGCCCAGGCCCAGGCCAGGAAGUGUAUUUCUCCUUGAAGGACAUGUACCUGGAGAACACCCAGGCAGUCAGGCCUCUUGGGGAAGAGGGACCCCAGACCCUGAGUGUCCGGGCGCCUGGAGAGAGUCCCAAGGGGAAGGCACCCCUCAGGGCUAGAAGCGAGGGGGUGCCUGGCGCUCCUGGCCAGCCCACACACUCCUUGACCCCCCAGCCGACUAGGCCUUUCAACAGAAAGAGAUUUGCCCCUCCAAAGCCCAAAGGAGAGGCCACCACUGACAGCAAGCCCAUUUCUUCUCUGAGUCAAGCUCCAGAAUGCGGGGCCCAGAGCUUAGGAAAGGCCCCACCUCAGGCCUCUGUGCAGGUGCCGACACCCCCUGCCCGGCGGAGACAUGGCACCCGGGACAGCCCGUUGCAGGGGCAAGCAGGCCACAGGACUCCAGGAGAGGUCCUGGAAUGCCAGACAACCACGGCUCCUACCAUGUUGGCCAGCAGCAGCUCUGAUGUAGCCUCCAUUGGGGUUAGCACUUCCGGAAGCCAAGGUAUCAUUGAACCCAUGGAUAUGGAAACCCAGGAGGAUGGGAGAACAUCUGCUAACCAGAGAACUGGAAGCAAGAAGAAUGUGCAGGCAGAUGGGAAGAUACAAGUCGAUGGACGGACCAGGGGAGAUGGAACACAGACAGCCCAGAGGACAGGGGCAGAUAGGAAGACGCAGGUGGAUGCUGGGACACAAGAAAGCAAGAGGCCACAGUCAGACAGGAGUGCACAGAAGGGCAUGAUGACACAGGGCAGGGCAGAGACACAGCUAGAAACAACACAGGCAGGUGAGAAGAUACAGGAAGACAGGAAGGCCCAGGCAGAUAAGGGCACACAGGAAGACAGAAGGAUACAGGGAGAGAAGGGGACGCAGUCAGAGGGGAGCGCGCCCACAGCCAUGGAAGGUCAGUCAGAGCAGGAGGUGGCAACCAGCCUCGGCCCACCAUCCAGAACCCCCAAACUCCCACCUACAGCGGGUCCUAGAGCUCCUCUGAAUAUUGAAUGUUUUGUACAGACCCCAGAAGGGUCUUGUUUCCCAGAAAAACCUGGUUUCCUGCCCAGAUCUGAGGAGGCAGUAGUAACAGCCUCCAGGAACCAUGAGCAAACUGUGCUGGGUCCCCUGUCAGGGAACCUCAUGCUCCCAGCACAGCCGUCCCGUGAGGGGAGUGUGGAGCAGGUGGGAGGAGAGAGAUGCCAAGGGCCACAGUCAUCAGGCCCAGUCGAGGCCAAGCAGGAGGACAGCCCGUUCCAGUGCCCCAAGGAGGAGCGGCCAGGGGGAGUGCCGUGUAUGGAUCAGGGUGGCUGUCCUCCAGCUGGCCUGAGCCAGGAGGUACCCACGAUGCCUUCUCUUCCUGGAACUGGGCUGACUGCUAGCCCAAAGGAGGGGCCGAGUAGCACCCCGACUUCUCAGCACGGGAGCACAGCCACCUUCCUGCCCUCUGAGGAUCAGGUCCUGAUGAGUUCUGCCCCAACACUGCACCUGGGGCUGGGGACCCCCACUCAGAGUCACCCACCAGAAACCAUGGCCACCAGCAGUGAGGGAGCCUGCGCCCAGGUACCAGAUGUGGAGGGGCGGACCCCAGGUCCCCGGAGCUGUGACCCUGGCCUCAUAGAUUCCCUGAAGAACUACCUGCUUCUGCUGCUGAAGCUGUCCAGCACAGAGACAAGUGCAGCAGGGGGAGAGUCCCAGGUGGGGGCAGCCACCGGAGGUCUGGUGCACUCAGCCACUCUAACACCCACUGUGGAAGUGGCUGGGCUUAGUCCCCGGACAUCGAGGCGCAUCCUGGAGCGUGUGGAGAACAACCACCUGGUGCAGAGUGCACAGACCCUGCUGCUGAGCCCCUGUACCUCCCGCCGCCUCACCGGCCUCCUGGACCGCGAGGUGCAGGCUGGCCGCCAGGCCCUUGCUGCUGCCCGAGGCUCCUGGGGUCCUGGUCCCAGCUCCCUUACUGUCCCUGCCAUUGUGGUAGACGAGGAGGACCCUGGGCUGGCCUCAGAAGGAGCCAGUGAGGGUGAAGGAGAGGUUUCCCUUGAGGGGCCUGGCCUCCUGGGGGCCUCUCAGGAGAGCAGCAUGGCUGGUCGACUGGGGGAGGCGGGUGGGCAGGCAGCCCCUGGGCAGGGACCCUCAGCAGAGAGCAUAGCCCAGGAGCCCUCCCAAGAGGAGAAGUUCCCAGGGGAGGCUCUGACAGGCCUCCCGGCAGCUACACCUGAGGAACUGGCUCUAGGGGCCCGGAGGAAGAGAUUUCUCCCUAAGGUCAGAGCAGCAGGAGACGGGGAGGCAACCACACCUGAAGAAAGGGAGAGCCCCACGGUUUCCCCCCGGGGGCCCAGGAAAAGCCUGGUGCCUGGGUCCCCGGGGACUCCAGGGCGGGAGAGACGCUCCCCUACGCAGGGCAGAAAGGCGAGCAUGCUGGAGGUGCCUCGGGCAGAGGAGGAGCUGGCGGCAGGAGACCUGGGCCCCAGCCCCAAGGCCGGUGGUCUGGACACAGAGGUGGCCCUGGAUGAAGGCAAGCAGGAGACACUGGCCAAGCCCAGGAAAGCCAAAGACCUGCUGAAAGCCCCACAGGUGAUCCGGAAGAUUCGGGUGGAGCAGUUUCCUGAUGCCUCCGGUAGCCUGAAGCUCUGGUGCCAGUUUUUCAACAUUCUUAGUGACUCAGUCUUGACAUGGGCCAAGGAUCAGCGCCCAGUGGGCGAGGUGGGCAGGAGCGCAGGGGAUGAGGGGCCGGCGGCCUUGGCCAUCGUGCAGGCCUCCCCCGUAGACUGCGGCGUGUAUCGGUGCACCAUCCACAAUGAGCACGGCUCGGCCUCCACCGACUUCUGCCUCAGCCCUGAGGUGUUGUCAGGAUUCAUCUCCAGAGAAGAAGGUGAAGUUGGAGAAGAGAUUGAGAUGACCCCUAUGGUGUUUGCUAAGGGUCUGGCUGACUCUGGCUGCUGGGGGGACAAGCUCUUUGGGCGACUGGUAAGCGAGGAGCUCCGAGGGGGUGGAUAUGGGUGUGGCCUUCGGAAGGCCUCCCAGGCCAAGGUCAUCUACGGGCUGGAACCCAUCUUCGAGUCGGGCCGCACGUGCAUCAUCAAGGUGUCCAGCCUGCUUGUGUUUGGGCCCAGCAGUGAGACUUCUCUUGUGGGCAGAAACUACGACGUCACCAUCCAGGGGUGCAAGAUCCAGAACAUGAGUCGGGAGUACUGCAAAAUCUUCGCAGCAGAAGCCCGGGCCGCGCCUGGCUUUGGGGAGGUGCCUGAGAUCAUCCCACUGUAUCUGAUCUACCGGCCUGCAAACAAUAUCCCAUAUGCUACCCUGGAGGAAGACCUGGGCAAGCCCCUGGAGUCUUACUGUUCUCGGGAAUGGGGCUGUGCUGAGGCUCUGACAGCAUUUGGCAGCUCUGAGGCCAUGCAGAAAUGCCAGACCUUCCAGCACUGGCUGUAUCAGUGGACAAAUGGCAGCUUCCUUGUCACAGACUUGGCAGGGGUUGACUGGAAGAUGACUGAUGUGCAGAUUGCUACCAAAGUCCGAGGAUACCAGGGCCUCAAGGAAAGCUGCUUCCCUGCCCUGCUGGACCGGUUCGCCUCCUCCCACCAGUGCAACGCCUACUGUGAGCUGCUGGGGCUGACACCUCUCAAGGGCCCUGAGGCGGCCCACCCCCAAGCCAAAGCCAAAGGCUCUAAGAGUCCAUCUGCUGGCAGGAAAGGCUCCCAGCUGAGUCCUCAGCCCCAGAAGAAAGGCCUCCCUAGUCCUCAGGGCACCCGGAAGAGUGCUCCAAGUUCCAAGGCCACCCCUCAGGCCUCAGAGCCAGUCACCACUCAGUUGUUGGGACAGCCUCCCACCCAAGAGGAGGGCUCCAAGGCCCAGGGCAUGCGGUAGCCUCCACGGGAGGCUGGGGGCCUCCACCCAGCAUUAGACCAACCAGGAAGCAGCUUGAACUGGAUGGAGACUUUCCAAAUAUGGAACUAACUGGAGAAGGUGCACGAAGGAGACACCACUUGGGGACCUCUCUGAGCAGGCUCUCAUGACUCAGCUCAUCAUCAGAUGGCUUUGGUGCAUGGCACAUAGCCCACUGGCCUCUUCUGGUGCCACUGUCACCCAGGGCUCCCGGGCCUCAAGCAGUCCCCACCUCCGAGUGCCUGGCAACCUAGGCCCUCCUUGAAGUUUACACUUUGCCACUGCUGGAGGCUCCCCUGAGUCCUCUGCAUGAGUUCUGCACCCCAAGCCCUUGCCCCAGCCCAGUCCAGCAGCAGAUGUUAUAAUCUGAGUGAGGACAUGCAGGCCAACUUUUACCCUCCUGCAUUUGCCUGGCCCUGAUCUCGCCUGUCCUCAGGGAUCCAGACUUCCUCUGCUGGUCUGGCCUGGUGACUCUCAGGGUAUCUUCUCCUUCCAGCUACUUUCGCUCACUGAUCUCAGCUUAUCCUGCAACUAACCAUCCUUGAGCCCAGAUGGGGCUCAGGGCCCUUCCAGAGCCUGUCAUGUCCUUGUGCAGUGGCCUUUGAUGUGUGUUCAUGCUCUUACCCCUUCACUCACUCGCCUGCUUCCCAUGCUCCCUUGUACCCCCUUGCUACAUCCCUGUCUUGGGGCCCAGCUGCAGCCUGCUGCCUGCCCUUCAUGGCUCUGCGCAUGGCCCUUUGCUUGAGGGCUCCCCACUCCCUGCCCACCAAUACCCAGGUGAGGAACAGACCCUCUGGCCUCUCACCCCACUUCAGUGCUCUCUUCCCCAACUUCUCUCGGGCUCUUUGCUCAUGAGGUGAGAGCUGGUGUGAGGGUUGUGUCAGCAGCUGUAGCCAGAGAGAGGUGUUGACUCUGAGAGACCUUGCACUCCAUACUGAAAGGAGGUGGGGUCACAGUGAAUUUCACAUCCCCUCUCAACCAGGAGUGGAGGGCUAGGUCCCUUCCCCAUGGGGAGUACACUUGGGUGUUCUAGGAGGGAUGCAGUCUAUCCAUGCACUUGGGUGGAGGGGAGUCUCUGUGCCUGGGAAUUAGGACCCCUGCUCCAACCAUCGCUCUUGAUCCUGGGGCCCCAGCUCUGGGUCCUCAUGUAUGGGCUCCCAAGGACCCAGCAGCCUGGAUCCUUCCAGAGCAUCCCUCCUGGAGGCCUGGGAUGGGGUAGGUCUGCAGCUAGCCUACUCCCUUUGGAAUGCAAUAAAGGCAGCAUUGUGUGCCCUGCUUGCCCUCAUCUGGUGUGGUUGGAGGUCUGUGGAGUCAAGGUCCCCCUCUCCCAGGCAGGCUCUCUGAGGGCAUUCUGUAGUCCCAGGCCCACUGGAAAAAUGAAUCUAUAUUUUGGUUCCUGGACCGAAGUUCAGUCGCAGCCUUCUGUGGCCACAGAAAGACAGCUUGUGCUGCUUGCACAACUGAGCUGCUGGUGUGUACCCCUUAGCAGGGUGUCUGGGGACUUACACCUUUGGAAUUGCUCUUCAUUCAGAAGAGGAACACAAAGGAAGCCACCCAGGAAGGAAGCACAGAGCUGGGGGCUCUGGAAACGCCCUGUGUCUCUGGCUACAGCAAGACCAGCCCAGGAGCCCACCAGCACCUGCCUCUCAGCUACUUGCUGACCAUUUCCUGCUUCUCAAGCUGCAGAGAAGCUUUUCAUUCCCACCCCCACCCGGAACCUCCCCUUGCCUAACAUUUCCCCUCUAUGGUAACAUCUCUGACUUCUCUACCUCCUCUGUGCUCAGGUGACUCCACAUCUUCUGCCCCAGUGUGUCCCCACCUCUCCCAGCCUGUAUAUCCAGAUUACUUUGGUGAACUGAGA
Molecule: messenger RNA, 7099 nt
Organism: Pan troglodytes (chimpanzee)
Lineage: Eukaryota; Metazoa; Chordata; Mammalia; Primates; Hominidae
Gene: ALPK3
Product: alpha kinase 3
Exons: 14
Coding region: 85-5220 (1711 amino acids)
Biological process (GO): cardiac muscle cell development; protein phosphorylation
Cellular component (GO): nucleus
Molecular function (GO): protein serine/threonine kinase activity; ATP binding
Source: RefSeq, a predicted model, not a curated record